UCUUGACUAUUGUCAAUGAAGAUAAAAAUAUGAUAUAUUUAUUGGACUCUAUGUCUAAUAGAAACCGAGACGAUGCAUGGAAAACUAUGGUGACAAAUGGGGUCAAGAUGUACAAUGCCUCAAAGGGUAUUGCUAAAGCACCAGGUUUUAAGCAAUUGACGGGUAAUCUAAAACAAAGUGGUUCUGUUGAAUGUGGAUAUUGUGUGAUGAGGUACAUGAAAGAGAUAGUUGAAUGUGAAAAUCCACAGUUGGAGAAGAUGUUUGCAGGAACAAUCAAGAAUCAAUAUUACAACCAAUCUCAAUAUGAUGAAGUCAGAAGUGAAUGGAGCUAA
This is a messenger RNA of Zingiber officinale, 332 nucleotides long. RefSeq lists its product as uncharacterized. Bases 30 to 332 code for a protein of 100 amino acids. Lineage: Eukaryota; Viridiplantae; Streptophyta; Magnoliopsida; Zingiberales; Zingiberaceae. The record is from RefSeq and is a predicted model, not a curated record. The transcript has 4 exons.